Trichoderma asperellum CBS 433.97 is the source of this 1374-nucleotide messenger RNA. RefSeq lists its product as uncharacterized. NCBI's taxonomy places the organism in Eukaryota, Fungi, Ascomycota, Sordariomycetes, Hypocreales, Hypocreaceae. Gene Ontology annotation, cellular component: cytoplasm. Gene Ontology annotation, molecular function: aldehyde-lyase activity. The record is from RefSeq and is a predicted model, not a curated record.
GUGGAUGACAGUUUAUUUCUCGUGUACGUCAAAGCUGAUUUGAUCACUCCGCUAAUUCCGCUAAAGGGGCCUAGAUCUAUCAUCGGGAAGUGAGAAAUUCGCGACUUGUAAGCCGACCCUCCUUGAGAUAGUAGCUCAUAAGCAGUCAGCCUGAAUUGGCGUAAAGUCCUCGGAAUGGAUGGAUAUAACGCUGAGAUAGCACUGGAAUAAAGGUGGAGAAAUCCAGAGAAGUUACAGCUAUAAAGAGGAUGGUAACUCUCGAAUAAGAACUGCUUUCGCUUUGUCACACCUCCUUGUACUUCACAAAGCAUUGAUACCAUUCAAGGCUACCACCAGAUUCAAGCAACACUUCAUCAAAUUAGCACAAUGGCAACAACGUCGCGUUCAGAAUUUUACCGCUCUCAGUUUAACCCCGAGCCAUCUCAAGGCAUGGCCGCCUACGCCGCGCCCUCUCUCUUCCAACCUCAUUUCGCUCGCCAAGCCAUUCGUGAUGCUCACAAGAAGAAGAUUCCUCCGUUGUUGGGCUACUACUGCGGCCUUGGCUCUACAAAAAUCACACGCUGGGUAGCACCUCUAAACUUUGAUGUCGUUUGGGUCGACUGGGAACAUAGCGCUAUGAACGUCGAGACAAUGACCACGAUAGUCCAUGAGGCAAUCUUCAUGAGCCACGGAAAGACGAUUCCAUUUGUCAGGGUGCCAGGGCAUGAUCAUGCAGCUAUUGGAUAUGCGCUAGAUGCGGGCGCCAGUCUCGUUAUUCCUCAGGUUGAGACUGUUGAGCAGGCCAAACACGUCGUAUCAGCAGCCAAAUUCGGAUCAAAGCAAAAUGGUACCCGAUCUGCGCCUCCCUUCCGACUGUUCCCCGGCGUUACAGAUCGACCAUUCCAGGAAGGCAGAGACAUCUUUGAGGCUCUCAACCACCAGGCAGCCAUCAUGAUUCAGAUUGAAUCCCUAGCAGGCAUUAACAACCUCGACGCCAUCCUCACAGAGGUGCCUGAUAUUGACAUGGUAUGGCUCGGAACCCUCGACUGUCGCGUAGAGAUGAAUAUGCCAAGCAAUAUGGGCAUGGGCGGUAACGAGCCGGAAUGGCUAGAGGCACGACAGAAGUUCUUUGAUGUUUUGGACAAGCACGACAAGCCCUAUGGCGGCUUCGCCUUCCCUACGCCUCCCUUUGGCGGCGAAGAGGUGUUUAAGAAGGCUGCGGAGCGCAUGUCGUUCAUCAUGGCGGCAGCAGAUACAAUGGCAUUGGCAGGAAUGGGCGAGGCCUUGAAGCUGUCGAGAGAGUUUGUGGCGCUGAAGAAGGAAGAGAAGGUGCCCACGCACAACGCUGUGAAAGGCGAGACAGAAAGCCUAAAGCAACCCCCGUUGAAGGUGUAG